Verticillium alfalfae VaMs.102 is the source of this 1233-nucleotide messenger RNA. RefSeq lists its product as hypothetical. The record is from RefSeq and is a predicted model, not a curated record. The transcript has a single exon. NCBI's taxonomy places the organism in Eukaryota, Fungi, Ascomycota, Sordariomycetes, Glomerellales, Plectosphaerellaceae. Gene Ontology annotation, molecular function: hydrolase activity, acting on ester bonds. Gene Ontology annotation, cellular component: cytoplasm. Bases 1 to 1233 code for a protein of 410 amino acids.
AUGACGGACCUUCCGCCCCUGUCCGGCCGGGCGCUCCUCUGGCGAAUGGCCCGUGCCAUCAUCGUCUUUAUCAUCAUCUUCUCCAUCCUCGUCAUCCUCGUCGUCAACACCUCGCCUGGCCACGCAGCGUUGCGAGAGCCCUCUGCUUCGAAAGCCAAUCUGCAGCUCAACAAAGACGGCGACUUCCGCAUCGCCAUCUUCUCUGACCUUCAUUAUGGGGAACAGGAGGACGGCUGGGGCAUCGAGCAGGACCAAAACACGACGCGCGUCAUGAGCUCGGUCCUGCGCGACGAGAAGGUUGACUUUGUUGUCCUGAACGGCGAUCUGAUUACCGGCGAAAAUACGCUGCGCGAGAACGCGUCAGACUAUGUCGAGCAGAUCAUCCGGCCGAUGCUUCAGAGCAACAAGCCCUGGGCCUCCGUCUAUGGCAACCAUGACUCCCAAUUCAACCUCUCCAGGGAGGCCAUCUACAAGGCGGAAAGGGUAUACAGUCUCUGCUACACAGACACUGCCAAUCGUUUGCCCGGCAGUUCGAACUACUACGUUCUCAUUCAUCCUCACCAGGAAGAAGGUGCCGAGCCGGAGGGCCUGGAUCCCGCUGCCAUUCUCUGGUUCUUUGACAGUCGCGGCGGCAAGGCCUUCAACCACGACCCUUCAUCGGACACCGCAGAUCUGCCGGACUGGGUAGCGCCAGAGACGUCAAAGUGGUUCAUCGAGACGCACAAGGAGCUUCGGGAAAAGUAUGAGAAUCGUGUCAUCCCCAGCAUUGCUUUCGUGCACAUACCGCCUCAUAUUUUCUCCCAAGCGCAGGAGGCGGGAGUACAUGCCGACUUGUUCCCCGGAUUGAAUGAUGACAUGCCGCUGGCGUUUCAAGGCAAUAAAGGCGAGGAUGCGGCGUUUGUGAACGCGCUCCUUCAGGCAGAAGGCCUACAAAGCGUUCAUGUGGGACACGAUCACGGAGAUUCGUGGUGUUCAACGUGGCCGGGGAAAGACGCCACGUCCAAGGCGCCAUUCCUCUGCUUCGCCAAACACACUGGCUACGGAGGCUACGGCACAUGGGAUCGCGGCGCACGAAUACUUCACCUUACCAUUUCAAAAGCCGAGGGCGCAAACCAGGGCGGCGCCUUGUCCGUCGACACUUGGGUGCGCAUGGAGAACGGCAAUGUCGUGACGCAAGUUUCACUCAACGAGACCUACGGCAUUGACAGGUACCCCACAGGAACGGGAGAAUGA